Blepharisma stoltei is the source of this 4133-nucleotide messenger RNA. The record is from the annotation of a GenBank genome assembly. Lineage: Eukaryota; Ciliophora; Heterotrichea; Heterotrichida; Blepharismidae.
AUGGCCGACGUAUCUAAGAGUCUUACUCUCCUCUCUAUAACGAGUAAAAAAAUUUGCAAUAUUAGGAGUGAGCUUAAUAUUUUUCUUCAAAAAUCCUAUUGACGAAAAGACACUUUUUUGGCCAGAAAUGGCUUAUUGCGAUCUCCUGACAAUUUAUUGACCAAGAAUAAAAUUAUCUAUCCUUCGACAAAGGAAAAAUUGGAUAGCAUUUGAAGCAAAUUUAUUGAAAAGUGCAAGUGGUUCUGCUUCUAAUGUUAAUUAGAUUAGAUUGAUUAAGUGAGAAUAAGUCUUCGGGGUAUAUUUCAGCCCUUCACCGCCUUCGCCGAUUUUAGACUCUUUUUCCUAGGUAUCGGUUUGCACUUACCCCCUUUUCUUGGCAUCACCUAAAAACGGUGAUGUCGCUAUCUCUCGGGGAGAUGCACCCAGGUACAAUUCCUAGCAGUUGGCAUGAUCUAUCCGAGGAUAGAGAUAGGGCACCGCCCCGAAUUCUCCUUCGGUCCCCAUUACCCUUCGUAUUCAGCAGAUGGGAGUUGCCACGUGGACUCUGGUUCCCUUAUAUAUGGUAUGGGGUUAAAAACCCUGUUGUGGUGCCCCACCAGGGAGAAAAGCCCACCCCGGGCACGUGCUCCAGGCUCCGGCUCUCUUUGACUCAAAACCCUCGAGGUUAUGAGAGAAGGGCUGGCCGAAUAAGUUGUCAUUUUUAUUUGGGCUUCUAAUGUUAAAGAAAAUGAAAAUUUACAGGUUUUUAGGAUGGGAAAUAAUAAUAAAUUUUACCAGAAUUUAUUAUUUUAGAUUAGACUGGGAUCUUAUCGGAAAACUAACUCUUGAUUAGACUCAAACUGAUUGAUAUCAGAAAUAUUUUAGAAUUUAUCAGAAUUAUUUGGGAAAGCCUCUUAGAAGGCGAAAUUAAUUCUUAUUGAUGAAAUUGGAAAGAAAAGCAUCACUUAUAUAUAAUUAAAUUGAAAAAGUCUCUAUUUUUCUCUCUUAUGGACCUUCACACAAAAAGCUAUAACUUUCAAUGGUUUUGCUUGCUCACUGAGGGGAUAAGUUAGUGAAAAAGAAAAUCCUAUAUUUCUAGAAAGCCAAAUAGACAGAAUAAAUGCUGCUUUAGAAGAAGCUUUAAAUGAGAUUGAAAACCGUUCCCCAAUACGAGUUGAGAAUUCUGAUAUCAUGAAAUCAAUAGGUUCUAUCCUAACAGCAGAAGAAGUAGAAUAUGACAGUCUCCGGCUAGAAGAGCAACUCCAAGUAUAUGACUCCUUCUAUAUCCAAGACGAUUUUGAACAAAAACUUGAAGACUUGCUAAUUCAGCUUGACCGCUACCAGAUGAUAAUUGAGGAUUUUAGCGCUUUUGAAAUGAGAAUAUCCGAAAAUCCAAAACAUUUAAGAGUUUCAUGCACAAAUAUAGACGUCUUUAAUAAUAUCAGGAUUUUUAAUCGCAUCCUUGACAAUAAGUCGGAUCAGUCUGUGGAAAUUCCUUUUGGAGACGUUGUGUUGAAUUUAGACAUUCAAUAUGAAGUCCUCUCGUAUCAGGAUAUUGCGAAAGAAAGAUCAGAGGAGUAUAGGACCAAAGAAUAUUUGGAAGGCUAUAUAAGAGAAUUGGAGAAUGAAAUCGACGAGUUGAAAGACGCUCAAAUUUUGUGUGAAAAUUUUCAUGGCGGGAUGAAUAAAAAUUCCUUGGAAAAAUCAAAGAAGUCAUAUGAAAAAAGCUGAAGGGAAAAUUCUAUUAGUAUAUGCCAUAUUUAAUAGAAUGUAAAUAAAUAUGAUAUUGUGCCUAAUUAAUUUUAAUUUUAAUGAAAUGGGAAUAGAUAGGAUAAGAGAAGAAAUUACCUCAGAAAUUGAAAUGAAAUAUGCAUUAAACAAAGACCCACAAUCAGAAUUGGCACAAGAGUAUUUAAAUUCACAACAAGAAGAACUAGGUGAAUUAAAAGCCCACUAUCUGAUGAGAAUUAGGGAAUUAAAUGAACAAAAAUCAAUGCUAGUGAAAAGGGAAAAUGAGCUUAAAUCAGCUAAAUCCUCAUAUGAAAGAGAAAAGCAGAUAUGAAGAGAUCAAAUGAGGAUUCAGGAGCAAGAAACUUACAAAUUAAAGAGGCACUUAGAAAUGUUUUUUAAAAAUUAUGGAUAUCAAGAUUUAAGUGUAAGCUCUCAACAAUUAUUAUCAAAAGAAGUUGAUUUUGAUUUUUCUAUUGAUGAUAGUUUUGUGUCAAGCUCUACAAAGACCCGAACACCUUCAUAUAGAUUUAAACAAGUUAUAGGGCUUCAGGGACGUCUUGAAGAGCUUGAAUCAAAAAUAAAAGAAUAUUCAGAAACCACUGGGGAUCCUGAUAAAAUUGAAUUGAAAAUUGAUAACGUUAAAAAUAAAAUAUCAAAUUUAAGAGGAGAAAAAGCCAUUUAUGAAUCUUAACUUAGAGUAUUAUAGAGUAGUUCCCGAUAGCCAUUUCGGCUUUUAAGGCCUUUGAUCACUCUACCCUCUUGCUUCUCUCAGACGAGGACAUGCAUCGCUACCUGAGAGUAAGGACGCUGGGUCAUGUGCCAUACUUCAAUCCUUUCCAAAAAUUCAAAAAGUGAAAUUUCCCAUCAGGCUAUUGGCUAGAGUGAAAUUCGUAGCCUGGGCGCAGCUCCUGGUAUAGUGCUGGGAAAUUGCCCGAUGGCCAAGUGAAUGCCCUCUAGCCUUGCUGGCUACAUUUACAAGUUCCAAGUUUGCCCUAGGUGUCAGUCUGCAGUCGGUCAGACCGAUAGUACGCUCCACCAAGCCAAGUAAAACCAGCAGGAUACCCUCACUCAACCCUCCUCUUCCUUCUAGAAGGUCUCCAGGCCACCUUCUAACUACAGGCGUUAAGAGGGCAUGCUAUUUCUCCACACCAUUUUAAGCGUGCCAUUUAAGAAUCAAAGAAGCAGGUAAGAUCACUAGCUCAUAUGGUCAGAGCUAUGGAAAAAGAAUCUGACAAUAAAGAGAAAAAAAGAAAAGAUUUAAUUCAGCAAAUAUACAAAAAAUACGGCAUUGCUUCGAAAAUUAUGAUGAGCCAGUAUAGCAGAACAAGAAAACUUGAAACUCCUAGGGCACAAGCGUUUUUAUUUCCAAUUCAAGAGAAUUCGCCUGAGAGAUGCUCAACAACUGAGAGCCCUGAGCAGCUUUCAACUAAUUAUUCAGAUAUUCUGAUGCCUCAAGACCCAAAUUUAUUAUCCUUAACCCAUUCCAAUCAGUAGCAAAAACAAAUCUUUUUAAUUCAGUAAUCAUAUAAAAUAGUAAUAUUAAUCUGUUUUAUCAUGAUUAUAGAUUUUUAAACGGAAAUAUGGAUUUAUUAUAUUUCUGAAAGAUAUUUAAAUUUUUGCAAUUAUGUUAAUCAUUAUUUUCUCCUCUUCAGAUUUUAUUUACUAUUAAUAAGGGGCAAAUUAGAUAAAAAUUCGGACUAUCUUGAUCAGAAAGAAAAUCAAUUUACAGAUGAUGAUAGAUAUUUCCAAGAACUCCUCAAUAAAAUUCCUGACUCUAAAGAUUAUUUUGAAAUAUUAAAAGAUGAAAAAAUAGAAUUAGAAAGAGAAAAAGAGAGAAUAAGCAGCGAAAGGGAGCAUAUCAAGCAAAUUAAAGAAAAGCUUGAAGAAGGGAAUGAAAAGCUUAAUAAAAUAAAAUCAGAACAGAUGAAAGAAAGAAAAUUAAUAGCUAAAGAGAAAAAAGAACUUACUCCCCCCCCCCUCCGUGAGUGAACAAAACCAUUAGAAAAAUCGCUAUUUUUUGCCCAAAAACCCACCCUCCGUGAGUGAACAAAAAUUUUUUUAAUAGAAAAAUUUUUUUAUGGAAAAAAUUUUUGAUAUAUAAAUGAUAAUUAUUAUAAUGAAAUCUAGAGCUAAUUCUGUUUAAUUUUUAAACGAAUUGCUUUUUAAAACAUAAAUUUUAUAAAUUAAAUAAAUUUUUGCUUUCCAAUUUUUGCGAAUUAGGAUUUUUUAAAUUUCGAAAAAAAAUAUUUUUUAUAAAAUUUAUAUAUAAAUUUUUAAAAAAAAAAAAAAAAUUAAUCCCCCUCCGUGAGUGAACAAAAUUUUUUUGUUCACUCACGGAGGGGGGGGGGGGAGUUAACCGUUUACAUAAAAUUGUGUACUCUAUACUGCAAAAUUUACAAAUGGUCCCAUUGCACACAGUUUAA